Mus pahari (shrew mouse) is the source of this 1735-nucleotide messenger RNA. Its product is annotated as alpha-N-acetylgalactosaminide alpha-2,6-sialyltransferase 1. The record is from RefSeq and is a predicted model, not a curated record. The transcript has 9 exons. Gene Ontology annotation, molecular function: alpha-N-acetylgalactosaminide alpha-2,6-sialyltransferase activity. The coding region runs from base 14 to 1669 and encodes 551 amino acids. NCBI's taxonomy places the organism in Eukaryota, Metazoa, Chordata, Mammalia, Rodentia, Muridae.
CGCCCUCACCUGAAUGAGCAGGCAAUCUGACUGCUGCUUCAAGAAGCUUGCUCUCAUCAUACGUGCUAUUAGGGACCAGCCAUCCACCAUGAGGAGAUGUUGCAGAGGACUUUCCCAGAGGCAAGCUUUCCUGCUUCUGACUGUGUUGACACUGCUCUUGAUUCUGCUCUUUGUUGUUAAGGAUCCAAGGGCAAAAGAAUCCAGGCACCAGUUCAUACGGAACGAUGCCUCAAGUGUGCAGGAGAUUCAACUAAAGGCCGAACCCAAGGGACCCCUCAUGACACAGCCACCCAGAGUUCACAACAAGGAGACAACCUCUGUCAGGACAAAGGACCUGAAGAAACAGGAGAGAGAGGCAGCCCAAGGAGAUCAAGGAGAGGGGAAGGAGAAGAGGAAGUUGGAGACCAUAAGGCCGGCCCCAGAGAAUCCUCAGAGCAAGGCAGAGCCUGCUGCAAAGACGCCUGUGCCAGAACACCUGGACAACAAACCCAAAGCGACAGGAGCACUGCCAACAAGGAAGAGACCAUUGGCCACAGGAGCUUCACCAGCUAAGAAGAAAGUGCUCCAGGCUCCCAAAUCCCCUGCUUCUCCCCCACACCCCACCACACGAAGAGGCCAAAGGCUGAAGGCCUCCGACUUCAAGUCUGAGCCUCGGUGGGAUUUUGAGGAAGAAUAUAGCUUGGAUGUGGGCAGCCUGCGGACGAAAUGUUCUGGUUCUGUGAAGAUCAAGGCCUCCAAGUCACCAUGGCUACAGAAUAUCUUUCUGCCCAACAUCACUUUGUUCCUGGACUCUGGACGCUUCUCCCAGAGUGAGUGGAACCGUCUAGAGCACUUCGCUCCACCCUUUGGCUUCAUGGAACUCAAUCAGUCUCUGGUAGAGAAGGUGGUGACCCGCUUCCCUCCGGUUCGCCAGCAGCAGCUCCUCCUUGCCAGCCUCCCCACUGGGUACUCCACCUGUAUCACCUGUGCUGUAGUGGGCAAUGGGGGCAUCCUGAAUGAUUCACGUGUUGGCCAGGAGAUAGACAGCCANGACUAUGUUUUCCGACUGAGUGGAGCUGUUAUUAAAGGAUAUGAACAGGAUGUGGGGACCCGGACAUCCUUCUAUGGCUUCACUGCCUUCUCCCUGACUCAGUCCAUCCUCACUUUGGGUAGAAGAGGGUUCCAGCAUGUGCCUCUGGGGAAGGACGUCCGAUAUCUACACUUCCUGGAAGGCACCCGGGACUAUGAGUGGCUGGAAGCUAUGUUUUUGAAUCGGACCUUGGCAAAAACCCACCUUUCCUGGUUCAGGCAUAGGCCUCAGGAAGCCUUCCGGGACUCCUUGGACUUGGAUCGAUACUUGCUGCUACACCCAGACUUUCUCCGUUACAUGAAGAACAGGUUUCUGAGGUCAAAGACCCUGGACACUGCCCACUGGAGAAUAUACCGCCCCACCACUGGCGCCCUCCUGCUGCUUACGGCCCUUCAUCUCUGUGACAAGGUGAGUGCCUAUGGCUUCAUCACCGAAGGCCAUGAGCGCUUCUCUGACCACUACUAUGAUACAUCGUGGAAGCGGCUCAUCUUUUACAUCAACCAUGACUUCAGGUUAGAGAGAGCGGUCUGGAAGCGGCUUCAUGAUGAAGGCAUCAUCUGGCUCUACCAGCGCCCACAAAGUGACAAAGCAAAGAACUGACCAGGGCCUAGAUCAGGGGGUCCCCCUCGACCACUUACAACAGAAUGUAAGGGCUCCUCAAACGCU